UUUUGAUAAAUUUGUGAUUUCAGUUUAAAUUUUACAGAAAAGUUAAGGAAGCUUGGUCAAUAGUGUGUUCACGAAUUUCUAAAAGGCUGUGAAAUCCACCUUAAGAAUUAAAACGAGAAGGUGUAGUUUUCAGCGGUCGUUUCACACAAGGAAAACCACGGAACUGUAAAAAAUGCCUGCAUAUCAUUCAACGUUAACGGACUACACUCAGUCGAUCGGCAACCUGGCGCUGCUGCCGCUACGCACGGCCAACCGGGGACCCGCCCCGAACAACGCCAAGUUGGAACUGGACAUUAUCGAUGAAGCACUUAAUUAUUUUAAGGCUAAUGUGUUUUUUAGGUUCUAUGAAAUUAAGUCUGAUGCAGACAGAGUGCUCAUCUACUUGACUCUGUACAUCUCGGAGUGCCUGAAGCGGCUCCAGAAGUGCUCCAACAAGAACCAGGGCCAGCAGGAGAUGUACAUGCUGGCCAUAUCCAAGUUUGACAUUCCCGGGGAAGCAGGGUUCCCACUCAACUCUGUGUAUGCCAAGCCCUCUAGUCCUCAGGAAGCUGAUUUGAUGAGACAGUAUUUACAGCAACUGCGACAUGAGACUGGUGCUAGAGUCUGUGAAAAGGUGUUUGCCACAGAAGACGGAAAGCCCAGCAAAUGGUGGCUCUGCUUUGCCAAGAGGAAAUUCAUGGACAAGUCCCUUUCCGGACCCGGACAGUAAAACAGGACACAAAACAUUUAUUUACUUGUAUUUAUAUUAUAAGCAUUUAUUUUACUUAUCAUGAUUCUUACACAUUUUCCUUCUGUAUAAAAGUGGGUAGAAAUGUAAUUUAUACACAAAGAAUUUUAUUGUUUCAUCAUAUAUGUAAAAGUAUUAUAGCAAUAAAAUACUGAAAAUAUUUAGCCUUUGAUUUGGGCAU
Messenger RNA from Cydia splendana, 908 nucleotides. It is a transcript of the gene Arpc3A, whose product is annotated as actin-related protein 2/3 complex subunit 3. The record is from RefSeq and is a predicted model, not a curated record. Gene Ontology annotation, biological process: regulation of actin filament polymerization; Arp2/3 complex-mediated actin nucleation. Gene Ontology annotation, cellular component: Arp2/3 protein complex; cytoskeleton. Lineage: Eukaryota; Metazoa; Arthropoda; Insecta; Lepidoptera; Tortricidae. The coding region runs from base 173 to 709 and encodes 178 amino acids. Gene Ontology annotation, molecular function: actin filament binding. The transcript is spliced from 5 exons.